GUGGUGGAAAUUUUGGUGACGAUAGCAGGAGUGGUUCGGGACGUUCAGAGUAGUAGAGGUGUUGCUGCUGCACUAGGCUUUGUCUUGCGGUGGCUUCAGACGGAACAAACGGAUUCAGCUGGCAUCUACAGAAACCUGCGCCAGACCACGGAAGAGGAUUGCAGAAAGAAGAGUGGAUGGAUAGGAAAGUGUACGACACAGAGACGUGCAUGCAGAGAAGCACUCUCGCCAGGAGCAUGUCUAGUUUGCUAUCGCCAUGGGCUGCUGCGAUAACCCUGUUUCAGCCAUUGUCUGCUGCUCCUGCUGACGCGUCGUGCGCAGAGGACCGAAAAGGGUCGGAACGGGUCGAAAAGGCACUUCCGGAAGCGAUAGCAAGUCUCCAAAAGGGGGAAGGGAGGGGCAAACCAGACGCGCUCUGCCAGAGCGCGUGUCUGCCAGAGCAAAAUACGGGCAAUUACAAACAUGCCGGCUGAAUACUGUGCUUACGUCAGCGAAAGCCUUUUGUUUGCUCUCCGAGGCGGCUCAUCUUGUGCAAAGCUUC
Molecule: messenger RNA, 541 nt
Organism: Pichia membranifaciens NRRL Y-2026
Lineage: Eukaryota; Fungi; Ascomycota; Pichiomycetes; Pichiales; Pichiaceae
Exons: 1
Coding region: 177-473 (98 amino acids)
Source: RefSeq, a predicted model, not a curated record